GAAGCUCUGCUGACAGACUGAUCUCUAAUCACUCUGCUGCUCCCAGAAUCAGCCUUUAUUCAUAAAGAGGUCAUUUUACAAUCCUGGCUCUGAGAGCAAACAUUAGUGGAAAGCUGCGGUACCUUCCGGCAUCCCGGCCGCUCACACCUGGGUGUUGACCUGCAGCACGUGAGGCUCAGGAAGGUUUAAUCUUUCGCCACAAAGCCCACAGAAAAAUUACAUAAAGGCCUCAUGCUCCUGAAUGUGAGGGCUCAGCAGCUUACAGGCGGGGAUUUGGUUAACUGGAUUAAUCCAAGAUUUAAAAUCUGCUUUUAGGCUGAAGAAGUGAGAAUAAUCGGCCCUCCUGUCUGCAGCUCUGGUAUAAAAGGCUCACAUGCAGAGUUCUCCCAAAACAACAACAGCUCUGCACUGAAAACCUCCCCAGGCUGUACUCUACUGUUCAGGUAAGGAGGCGAUGCGUUCUGGGACCUGGAGGAGUUUCUUAAGGCUUCUCCUUUGCUGCACUAACUGGUUUUAUCCCAUUGGAGCCAACAUGUUGGCUUGAAGAGCAGAUUAAAUCGGGUUUCUUUCUGUCCGCCGGGUUUAGAAUGGACGUCCAAACUGUGGGGUUGCUGCUGUUUGUCCUGGCCUUCGUGGAGCAGAGCCUGUCAUCCUGCGUGGUGGACAGAUUCACCGUCAAGCAGGACUUUGAUCCCCAAAGAUACGCAGGGAAAUGGUACGCGCUGCAGAAGAAGGACCCAGAGGGCCUGUUCCUGCAGGACAACAUAUCUGCCGAAUACACCGUAGGGGACGAUGGCUCCAUGGUGGCGUCCUCCAGAGGCAGAGUGACUCUCUUUGGGUUCUGGGUGGUCUGCGCAGACAUGGCCGCUCAGUACUCCGUACCUGAUCCCAACACCCCCGGCAAGAUGUUCAUGAACUACCAGGGACUGGCCAGCUACCUGUCCAGCGGAGGUGACAACUACUGGGUCAUCGACACCGACUACGACAACUACGCCAUCACCUACGCCUGCCGCGUUCUGAGGGAGGACGGGAGCUGCGAGGAUGGCUACGCGCUGGUCUUCUCCCGCAACCCGCGCGGCCUCCCCCCGGCGAUCCAGAGGCUGGUCCGACAGAAGCAGGAGGAGAUCUGCAUGGCGGGGCAGUUCCAACCUGUGCUGCAGUCCGGAGCCUGUUAGACGUCUAGGCUGCAUCAUAUGAAUCCAGAUCAACAAGCCUAGGAGGGAGGCCCCUCCCCCCCUCCCCCGUAACAUCUAGUGUGUGGAUCUGUGUUGG
Molecule: messenger RNA, 1272 nt
Organism: Cyprinodon variegatus (sheepshead minnow)
Lineage: Eukaryota; Metazoa; Chordata; Actinopteri; Cyprinodontiformes; Cyprinodontidae
Product: purpurin-like
Exons: 5
Coding region: 588-1175 (195 amino acids)
Molecular function (GO): retinoid binding; retinol transmembrane transporter activity
Source: RefSeq, a predicted model, not a curated record